This is a messenger RNA of Octodon degus (degu), 502 nucleotides long. RefSeq names its product kita-kyushu lung cancer antigen 1 homolog. The coding region runs from base 119 to 502 and encodes 127 amino acids. The transcript is spliced from 2 exons. Lineage: Eukaryota; Metazoa; Chordata; Mammalia; Rodentia; Octodontidae. The record is from RefSeq and is a predicted model, not a curated record.
GCCAGCACACCAGCCCGCGCCUUUCCUACUCUGCGCGGCUAAGCGGCCCUUACUUCCCAACUACAAGCUCAGAACCUCGGUCCUAAGAAAAAGAAAGAAACUGAAGACUGAAGGAACCAUGACCAUCUUUUUGUUCCUAGUGAGCGGAGCUGUGUUUGGCUUCAUAUUUGUCUUCUGGAAAAACCGAGUUCAAGAAAAGAGAACUAUUGGUGAUACGUCGUCAAAUUCAACUGCUUUUACAGUAGUAAAAGCGACUUCUUCCUUCUCACAUCGCAUGAGUGCUAACAGUCCUUCAGUCUGCAACCUUUCUCAAGAUAUCAUAAAUAAUUUCCCACACUCGAUGGGCAUACACAAGCGAAUACUGGUAAACCUCAAGGUCAUGCAACACCAGCUGGUUGAAUUGGAACAACAUCUGAUACUCAAGGGCUUAAAUGGUGCAUUGGUCAAACAGAAAUACACUAAAAAGGUUACACGAUACAGUGAAAGUGCAGGCAGUCAAUAA